Daktulosphaira vitifoliae (grape phylloxera) is the source of this 1589-nucleotide messenger RNA. RefSeq names its product bromodomain-containing protein DDB_G0280777-like. The transcript is spliced from 2 exons. Bases 193 to 1443 code for a protein of 416 amino acids. The record is from RefSeq and is a predicted model, not a curated record. NCBI's taxonomy places the organism in Eukaryota, Metazoa, Arthropoda, Insecta, Hemiptera, Phylloxeridae.
GAUAAGUUGUGCUGUUUUUCUUGUUUAAUAAGUUGUUGAAAUUAAAUUUUUGACUUCAUUAUGUAUGUGUAAUUCUUCUAGGAUUGCGUUGAUAUAAGUAAUUGCUGUUAUUGUCUAAAAUAGAUCCUCUGAUAUCAUUAUGAAUACGAUUAUUAUCUAAUACAUGUCUAGCAAAAUUUGAUUUGGGUAUCAAUGAUAGCAUUAUUAACUGUCACAUUAUGUGUAGCUGAACAACAACAUUUAAACUCCAAUGUUCCACUUGACCCACUGUCGAUUAACGAUUUGGCUAAAAAGCCUUCAGCAAAAUUGGAUCCUAAGUUGCGAAAAGCUCUUCUUAAAGUUCUCACAAGACUCGACGAAGAAGAUAAACAAGUGGGGGGAAUUGAACAGAGUGGAAAUCAACAACAGCAAAUAACAUUAAAUAAUACACCAGUUUCUACUUCUCUUUUAUCUUCAAUAGCACCAAAUAAUUCAAAAGAAAUUAUUACUUUGUUACCACCUCCUAGUGCUCAACCCGAUGAUACCAAAGUUAAUAACAAUAAAUUUAUCGAAAAAUUACCUACUAAUGUUUCGGGAUCUCAAAUAGAUUUUUUCCAAGUACCUUUGUUGGCUGCUUUUACAUUACAAGAUUUCAAUGGAAUACCUAGGAGUGCUAUACCCAUUUAUACAGAGUUAGAACAAUUAGAACGACAGAAUAUUCAAUUUCUUAAAACCAAAAAAGAAGCGAGAGGAAAAGAAAAUAGUAUAGAUAACGAAGCAAAUAAUUUUUUUCAACAUAAUCAGCAGACUGGUAAACUACUUUUGCCUACUGUUAAUUUACCACAAAAUAUAAAUUAUCAACAACAACUAACAUUUCAACAAUUUCAAGAACAACAAGCGCAGUCUAGACCGCGAUUUGUUGAACCUCGUCCGACUCAACAAUCUAUACAACAGCAACAUAUCCAACCACAAUCAGUUCAAAAUAAUAUUAUACAACCACAAAAAUUCGAGCAACACAUUUUACGACCUAAUCAACAACAGGCUUUUCAAAAUCAGAUGAUUCAAUCAGAUCAAAAUCAAUUGCAAUUUAAUCAACAGCAAACUGUUCAAUAUCAGUUCUCUCAACCUCAAAAUAACCAAAUAGAAUUAUAUAGGCAACAAUUUGUUCAACCAAAUGCACUCAAAAACCAAUUUUCUCAUGUACAAAUAAUCCCAUCGCAACAAUAUAAACAUUUUCAACAAUGGUUACAGCCUCAACAAAUUCAAUCAAUUCCAUUCGAUCAGCAACAGUUAUUUCAACAAAGACAGACAGAGUUUAGACCAGAACAUUUUACACAACAAAUUCGAGUGCUGAGGCAACCUCAGGAAGAGUUCGAAUACAGAGUAACCGUACCAAAAUUACCAGAUGACUUAAAUGUAGUUUAUAAAGUAUUAGCUUUAAAUCAUGAACAUAGAAUUCUUUAAUAAAUUUUAAGGCCGAAUGAAAUGAUUUACAACAUCUAUAUUAUAUGUUAUUUAAUAUAAAUAUAUAUAAGUAUGUCUAUUAUUUUAUAGUUACUGUUUAACUUUAAAUAUUUUUACUGUUCAUAAAUAUAUUUUAACAUUGAAAA